Molecule: messenger RNA, 3300 nt
Organism: Paecilomyces variotii
Lineage: Eukaryota; Fungi; Ascomycota; Eurotiomycetes; Eurotiales; Thermoascaceae
Product: nineteen complex-related protein 2-domain-containing protein
Exons: 7
Coding region: 44-3121 (1025 amino acids)
Biological process (GO): spliceosomal complex disassembly
Cellular component (GO): U2-type post-mRNA release spliceosomal complex
Source: RefSeq, a predicted model, not a curated record
CUCCGCGUUGUGAAGAAGCGGCCGUGACUUGCUUGGCGACCAAAUGGGAGAGCUGCGCUGGAACAACAAUGAUCCGGCGCAGCUUCAAAAGCGCGGAAGAGCAACUGUUGCACUGCCUGGAUACCGCAACACAGUCUCUGUUCCAGUUGUCUUUAGCCUGACAAUAAUGAGUUCUCUCUUCAAGAAUCGUAACAAAGCGCGCAGGGUAGGUCCCGUUGAAGAAGAUGAGGAAAACAGCACCGUACAAGAUGCAGAACCUGUCGUCAAGAGACCGGCGAAGUCAAAACAGAAGUCAAAGCUGCGUCUUUCUUUCGGUCCAGGUGAGACGUCUAUGGCCGAAGAUGAAGACCAAAGUGAAGUCGUAACGCCUAAACGACCCGGACUGGGAAGACGGGCCCUAGAGAAAAGCGCUCUCCAGCGUUCAUGGUCUCCUUCCGGAUCGUCGGACCAUCUCCCAAUUCGAGUCGGGCAAGAUCAGGAUCGCCCCGUUUACAAUCAAGAUUAUCUCAAGGAAUUGCGCGAUUCCACCCCAUCAACACCAAAACAGCAGAGUUCCGUACAGAGCGACGAGGAGCUAAACCAAGGCGUGGAUGUAGCUGCUAAAUUUGGAGAGGUGAUGGAAAUAUCUAGGCCCACUUCUAUUCCAAGCGAAGCAGAAAUCCGGGAGAAAAAGGCUAGGAGGGCUCGGUUAGCGAGGGAGCAGGAUUUCAUUUCUCUGGAUAAAGGCAUUGAGGAAGAGGAGGACUAUUUGUCUCUGGAUCCUAAGAGGGAGAAAGAGGAAACUAGGCUUGUGCGUGACGAUGAAGACUUCGCAGAAGGCUUCGACGAAUACGUUGAGGAUGGUAGAAUCUCAUUGGGAAAGAAGUCUGAACGGGAACAGCAACGAAGGAAACGCGCAGAGAUGCGCGACCUGAUCGAAGAGGCCGAGGAUACGUCUGAUGAGGACGAUUCCGAUGCUGAGCGCAAGGCCGCUUAUGAAGCUGCGCAGAGGCAGGCGGCGAUGGGGCACGACCGUGCUGAUCAUCCUGAGAGGCCGAAAACGCCUCCUAAGAUCACAUCACUGCCUCGUCUCUCAGAUAGCCUGAGCCGCCUGCGUGCAUCAUUAGCCGCGAUGGAAGUGUCAAAAUCAGAACUAAUCAACAGGAUGGAGGAGUUACGGAAGGAAAAGGCGGAUAUAGCCACUCGCGAAGUGGAAAUUCAAGCUUUGAUCAAAGAAGCAGGGGAUAACUAUGAGAGACUCAGAUCGGAGGCAGGUCUCAGUCCCAGUGCUGAAGGGGGUCUACCAGGUGACGAUAUCCAGAACUACCGCGGUCUCGAGAGUCUCGGGACAUCGAUGGCGACGCCUAAUGCAGCUUCCCCAAACGGGAAUCCACCUCAUCUCUAUCGCCAUUCAGAUGCAACUCCGACAGAGCUCUUUUAUGAUUUAGCUUUAGUCGCAAACUUAUCAACCUUUACCGCCACGCAUGAGAUAAACAAUGUAGAAGCUCUCUGGGCUUACGUUGGCUUUCUUGGGGUGAUAUGGUUUACGUGGCUACAAGUGACUCUAUUCGACAUUCGGUUCGCACGCGACUCCGUAUUCGAAAGGAUAUGCAAAGUUGUUCAGCUUGGGACAAUGGUCGGCUUUGCCUCUGCCGGGUCCCGCUUCACCACAAGGAUACGAGACGAAAAUGUCUGGGCAUUCAAAGCGCUCACUGUUCUUCUCGCCGUUAGUAGGCUGAUGCUGGCAGUUCAGUAUUCCAUAAAUCUGAGGUUCAUGCGUAAGAAAAUGAGGACUGCAUUUAAGGGUAUGGUCGUUAUAAUCGCGGUACUGUUGAUUACAAGCGCCAUCUAUACUGGGCUAUACUUUGCUUUCGGCACUCCAAGAAGCAGUCGAUCAUACGUCUGGAUCGUAUGGUUCGCCUUAUUUGCUGUUGAGAUGGUCGUCAUCAUGGGAAUCUCCGGCGAGACACCGGGCAUAGGAUUUGAGGAUACGCAUCUCAAUGUGAGGAUGGGGCUCCUGACAUUGAUCAUUAUCGGAGAAGGUGUGAUCUCUGUCACUAGGAUCGUUAACAAGACUGUUGGAGGAGGAGGCUGGACUAAAUGGUCAUUCGUCCAUAUCCUCGGUGUGACGACCACAGUUUAUCUCGUGUGGCAGUCAUAUUUUGAUCUAUCCCCGCGGAUGAAGUAUGGGAAGAUCCGUCAACAGAUAUGGACUCAGCUGCAUUUCCCUUUUCAUAUUGUUCUCAUUCUUCUCCUCGAAGGGUCUCAAAUCCUUGCUCUGACCCUAGACAUCUCACUCAAAUUGAGAUACCUUGGAGAGACAAUUUUGUUCGUGUGCGAGAGGCCUCGUCCUGACCCUGCCCGCGCAGUGAGGCUUCUGAAUAGUACAAUUGUGGACAUGGAAAUCGAUUAUUCUCGGGGGGCGUUGAAGGAAAAAGAAUCAAUAGAUUCAAUCAUCAAUGCGCUGGCAGACCAGCCUCUUUGCCCUUCAAGCCACUCUGCUCAUUAUUCUCUAACUCAAGAUCGAGCCGAGAAUCUAAUGAGAAACGUGACUGCGGCCUUGUUUUCGAGUAUGGGAAUAGCUCCCUCGAAGGGAAAUGACACGAGUCAGCUUGACAAGAACAAGUUCUUAAUCAUGUACCUUCAACUUCUCAGUUUUGUCUACGUGUACUUCUUUGUCGUGGCAUCCCUAACCAUGGCUUCCUUUUCGGUGUUCACCUUCCUCACGCGGCGUCAUCAUCGCAGGCUGUACAGAUAUCUAGCUGUCGGAACACGCAUUGUCCUUGCGCUUCUUCUGGCUGGGUUAAUCUUAUUCGCGCUGGAAUUCAAGCUUGCAUACCAUUUCAUGACCAGCCCUAUGAUACUUUUCACUGUCACUCUGGUACUAUUCACCGUUCUCUUACUCGAUAGGCUUUUCGAUUGGCUUUCCACCAGGGAGCAGACGCGACCAGGCCAUAUGGAAGGUAGUGAAAGCGGUUCGAAACCGAUGCCAUCCAAUACAAUACCUCUGCGGAAUUUGUCAUCUCACUCAUCUCACAUGUCUGUCGCUCAUGGCCACCUUGUAAAUAAUCUGUCCGGAGAGCAGCAUGUCACGUCGUUCCAAUCACCAGAUAUGGUACCUGGUUCAUCGCAUUCAGUGUGACUUUAGAGAUAUUCGCCGUCUUCGCUACUCUGCUUGCGAUAGAAGGGAAUUAGUUAACUUUCCUUGGAGUUUCUUACUGUACGACAAGCUGGGCUAGGAGGGUUCGGAAUCGGAUGGACAUUAUUACGCUGGAGUAAUGAGUUUUGGAUUUGGCGUGUACGAUACCACAUUAUACAGGA